UGGUCAGCCAAACGCUGGAUGUGUAUCGGGAAUUUCGUAAAAAUCUGGGACUCGUUCUUUAGAUUAUGCACAAAUGCUUGCGCCUUGAACAAAAUUUGGCAUAAACAUUUAUAUCGGGACAGUUUCCCGAUUACGGUCCACCCCCUUUCUCUCUCUCACUCGAUCUCGCGAUCGUCAAACAUGGGACGGCAGAUUCCCCCAAUUCACAACUGAAAGAGUCGAAGAGCAGUCAAUCUUCAUCGGAUCCCGGCGAAUUUCCGGCUAUCUCCCACAUAGCUCCCUACCAGGUACGGGAAACCCGUCUUACUCUCUCAUCUUUGACGAUGGUAGCUGUAAAGGUCGGGCCUCUGGCGCCUCUCCAACGGCGGAACACCAUAACGGCGGUGGACUCUCGCGACACCAGCAUUCCGAUCCGGCCGCAAAGCUCGAGCUUCUUCGUCAAUGAUAGCCGGAACGGCUGCCACACGGAGCUCGCCGAUUGGAGCCUCAUCUCCAUCGCCCCUUCCUCGUACACGAGUCUGAAGGACCUCCUCCAAACGGCACCCUAUGGAACCCAAUCGCCGGUGGCCGGAGACCGGUGCAGCUGCUGCUGUGUCACCAACGGCGACGGCCGCGAGAUCCCCAUCCGCAACCGGCUUGUGAAGCAGGCAGCUUGGGCGUACCUCCAGCCGAUGGCCGUCUCUCCGAGCAACUCCGACCGAAACCUUUUCCAGCAGCUCUGGUCGAGGUUCUCUGCCCGCUACCUCGAGGUUCCUCCAACUUCGUGCUUCGGCUUUCUUAAGGAGUGGUUCUCCGCUUGGCUCGCCCCGGCGCUCCAUCGCCUCCUUGGGAUCCUCUGGUUCCAGACUGCCCGAUAACGGUUAGUGUCAUAACCGCUAGCGGCUUACACAGUUACACUCACUUCUCCGCCUAUCUUUUCCAAAAGCUUAUUGUUUCAUCAAGGGUCUUUGUGAUGAUAAUUUGGCAAUUGUAAUUAUUGGUUCUGCAAUUAGAGAAGAUCUUGUUUGUUUCUGAUUGA
Molecule: messenger RNA, 1018 nt
Organism: Nymphaea colorata (pocket water lily)
Lineage: Eukaryota; Viridiplantae; Streptophyta; Magnoliopsida; Nymphaeales; Nymphaeaceae
Exons: 1
Coding region: 324-857 (177 amino acids)
Source: RefSeq, a predicted model, not a curated record